UGCAGUGGCAAACAUGAAAGAAAUUGUGAUCAGCUCAACGUUGAUAUUCUUCGUCAACGGAAAAAAGAUUGUGGAGGAAAAGCCAAAUCCGGAAUUAACACUUCUGACUUAUUUGCGAGAAAAUCUCCGGUUGUGUGGAACGAAGUUGGGAUGUGCUGAGGGUGGAUGUGGUGCGUGCACGGUGAUGGUGUCACGCGUGAACCGAGACACGAAGGAGGUGCAACAUUUGGCUGUUAAUGCAUGCCUGGCGCCUCUCUGUUCCAUGCACGGACUCGCUGUGACGACGGUUGAGGGAAUUGGCAGUACCAGGACACGGCUGCAUCCUGUCCAGGAGCGCAUUGCCAAAGCUCAUGGCUCCCAGUGUGGCUUCUGUACUCCUGGAAUCGUCAUGUCCAUGUACGCCACGCUGCGCAGCAUCCCGAAGCCCACAAUGGCUGAUCUGGAGACAACUUUUCAGGGCAAUCUCUGUCGCUGCACCGGAUAUCGUCCUAUCAUUGAAGGCUUCCGCACCUUCACCGUCAACGGAGGAGCUCAGAAUGGAUGUGCAAUGGGGGAGAAGUGUUGCAAAGUUGCCGGAAAUGGGAGUUGUAGUGAAGAAAGUAACACCCUGUUUGAACCAAGUGAAUUCAUUCCGUACGAUCCCAGCCAGGAGCCAAUUUUCCCACCAGAACUCAAAUGCUCCGACAUCCUGGAUCGUCAGAGCCUCAUUUUCAGCGGUGAAAGAAUUUCCUGGUAUCGUCCCACAACGUUCAACGAAUUGCUGGAUAUCAAAAAGAAAUUCCCCAAUGCGAAGAUCGUUGUUGGGAAUACGGAAGUUGGGGUUGAAGUUAAAUUCCGAAACUGCAAUUUCCCAAUUCUCGUGUCAACAACUGAAGUUUCUGAACUCAAUAAAAUCUCCGAAACUUCAGAAGGAUUGAAAGUUGGUGCUUCCGUGGCUUUAUCUCAAAUGGAACAAAAACUGAGGGAGUUGAUUGAGAAACAUCCCGAAGGAGAGACGAGGAUCUUUAAGGCAGUCAUCUCGAUGCUUCACUACUUUGCUGGCAAACAAAUCCGUAAUGUGGCUUCUGUUGGUGGGAACAUCAUGCACGGAAGUCCCAUUUCUGACUUGAUCCCCAUUUUCACGGCAGCUAAAGUUGAAUUGGAAGUCAUGAAUGUGAGUGGGCAGAAGAGAUCAAUUCCAAUGGAUGGGAAUUUCUUCACGGGCUACCGACGAAAUCUUAUCCGUGCAGAUGAGAUUCUUGUGGCUCUGGUCCUUCCAUUGACGCGUGAGGAGCAACAUUUUGUAGCUUUGAAGCAGGCAAGACGCAGGGAUGAUGAUAUUGCCAUCGUCAACAUUGCUGUGAAUGUGAUCUUUGAGGGGAUGAAAUCCACAAAAGUAAAAUCUCUCGAUUUGGCUUUUGGUGGAAUGGCUCCAACUGUCGUAACAGCCCCUAAAGCAUCCGCCCUAGCAAAGGGAAAGGAGUGGAAUCAGGAUCUAGUUGAAGCUAUUUGCGACACACUGGCCAGUGAACUUCCUCUGGAUCCUGGAGCACCAGGUGGGAUGAUUCUCUACCGCAGAUCUCUCACACUGAGCCUCUUCUUCAAGGCCUUCCUCGCCAUUAGUCGCGAUCUGAAACUUGAGGUUGCUGAUGAGGAAAUCAGUGGAGCUCAUGCUUUCAAGGCUCUUCAUCCGAAAUCCACGCAGACAUUUGAGAAAGUUCCCGAUGGGCAGGAGCCGUGGAAUCCCAUCCGACGUCCUCAAGUUCAUGCUUCGGCCUUCAAACAAGCCACCGGAGAAGCUGUCUACUGUGACGACAUGCCUCGCUUUGAGAAUGAGCUCUAUUUAGGAUUUGUCUUGAGCACUAAAUCUCACGCAAAGAUCAUCAGCAUUGAUGCUGCUGAAGCUCUUGCAUUUCCGGGAGUUGUAGCGUUCUAUUCAGCUAAAGAUUUGCCAAAAGAUAGAAAUUUUUAUUCUGGACAGGGAUUUGAUGAGGAAGUGUUUAUAUCAUCCAUUGCAACAUCACAGGGACAGACUCUUGGAAUUGUUGUUGCUGAAAAUCAAUUUCUUGCACAAAAAGCUGUCAAGAUGGUGAAGGUAGUUUAUGAAGAAAUUUCUCCGCUAAUUAUUACAAUUGAAGAUGCAAUUCAGCAUAAAUCCUUCUUCCCUCAAUAUCCUGGAGAUAUUGUAAAAGGAAAUGUUAUUGAGGCUCUGUCAAAGGCAGAUCAUGUGAUUGAAGGAGAGGUCAGGAUGGGUGGACAGGAGCAUUUCUACUUAGAAACUCAUGCAGCAAUUGCAACACCUCGUGAUGCUGAUGAGCUUGAGAUCUUCUGCACAACUCAAUGCGUUGAUCAAGUUCAGCACUAUGCGUCGUCUCUUUUGGAUGUUCCACGCCACAAAAUUGUUGUUCAUGUUAAGAGAAUCGGAGGAGGAUUUGGCGGAAAGGAAACCAGACAUCCCUUAGUGGCUAUUCCUGUGGCAUUCGCUGCUUAUAAACUUGGUCGUCCAGUUCGAUGUAUACUUGAUCGGAAUGAAGAUAUGUUGAUGACUGGGACGAGGCAUCCCUUCCUGUACCAAUACAGAGUUGGAUUUGAGAAGAAUGGAAAAAUCACAGCAGUGGACAUGAAGAUGUACAACAAUGGAGGCUAUUCCUUGGAUUUAUCUCGAGAAGUGUGCAACGUAUCGAUGCAUCAGUUCCUAAAUUGCUACCACGUACCCAAUGUUAGGGUUCAAGGGCGGAUCUGUAAGACAAAUCUUCCCUCCAAUACAGCCUUUCGUGGCUUUGGAGGACCCCAAGGGAUGUUUGCAACUGAACAGAUCAUUCGAAAAGUAGCUCAGGUGCUCCAGAAAGACUACCUGGAAAUUAUGCAGGUGAAUCUUAUAAGGAAAAACGACUUGACUCACUACAAGCAAAUCAUUGAGGAUUCCAAUCUCUUGCGAUGCUGGCAGGAAUGCAUUGAAAGCUCCCACUUUCACGAGAGACGCAAACAAGUGGCAAAAUUCAAUGAGAAGAAUCGUUGGAGGAAACGUGGAAUUGCCCUGGUGCCUGUAUGUCAUGGAAUUACUUUUGGAAUUGAUGUUUGUCAUCAAGCAACAGCCCUUGUGAUGAUCUACACCGAUGGGACUGUGCUAAUUUCACACUGUGGCAUGGAAAUGGGUCAAGGACUCCACACAAAAAUGAUACAGAUCGCCUCAACAGAGUUCGGGAUUCCCUUUGAGCAAAUUCACAUCGCUGAGACGGCAACGGAUAAAAAUCCAAAUGUUGUCCCAACAGCUGCGAGCAUAUCUUCCGAUCUCAAUGGUGUAGCCGUGAUGGAUGCCUGUAAAAUCCUCAUGGAACGCCUUGAUCCCAUCCGGAAGGAGAAUCCAGAAAAAACUUGGGCUGAAUGGAUAAAUUUGGCAUAUUUGGAUCGUGUAUCACUUGUAGCUGUUGGACAAUGCGUCCUGCCAAAGUUAGAAAUGUACUCCGAAGAACUUCCAACAAGCAAAGAGAUUUUCUAUUUCACAAAUGGCGCUGGAUGCUCUGAAGUGGAGAUUGAUUGUCUCACUGGGGAUCAUCAGGUCAUCCGUACGGACAUUGUCAUGGAUUUGGGAUCGAGCAUUAAUCCAGCCAUUGAUAUUGGACAGAUUGAGGGUGCCUUCAUGCAGGGAUAUGGAUUGUUUACGCUCGAGGAGAUGGUUUAUGCUGCUGAUGGGAUGCUCCUGUCACGAGGCCCCGGAGCCUACAAACUUCCGGGAUUUGCAGACAUUCCCGGGGAGUUUAAUGUCUCCCUCCUGACUGGAGCUCCCAACCCGAAGGCUGUUUAUUCCUCCAAGGCCGUCGGGGAGCCUCCACUCUUCUCCGGUGCAUCCGUUUUCUUUGCCAUCAAGGAAGCCAUUGCAGAUGCACGUCGGCACGAGAAUCUUGAUCCGGAUUUCCCGCUCGUGAGUCCGGCUACAUCUGCUCGCAUUAGGAUGGCAUGCCAGGAUAAAUUUACAGCGAAAUUCCAACUACCGAAGGAGGGUACUUUUACACCAUGGAACGUUAUGCCGUGAUAAUUAAUCCAGAGGGGAUUCAUUAGAGGAGCUACUCACUCACACAAUGUUGAAGAAAAUUGCGUCUUAUCAGUGAACUUCCUAAAAAUUUAUUCCAACUGCUGCCUCAGUGAUACGCGGCGAUACUUCUCAUCAACACUGAUGGGAAUCUUUCGACGAGAGCUCCGAGUGCGAGCACAUCAACUAACUCAACUUGAGCACUUCAGUCUCGUCAGAUCCGUUGUUGGAGCAACAUUAAUUAAAAUCAAUUGAUCUACCAUUGAACAGCACAAAAAUUUUAUAUUCAGUGUGCCUCAAAAAUUUUAAAAUAAAAAAAUUGUUUGAUUUGUAAA
Lutzomyia longipalpis is the source of this 4344-nucleotide messenger RNA. RefSeq names its product xanthine dehydrogenase-like. Lineage: Eukaryota; Metazoa; Arthropoda; Insecta; Diptera; Psychodidae. Bases 14 to 4012 code for a protein of 1332 amino acids. The transcript is spliced from 3 exons. The record is from RefSeq and is a predicted model, not a curated record. Gene Ontology annotation, molecular function: FAD binding; iron ion binding; xanthine dehydrogenase activity.